This is a messenger RNA of Myotis lucifugus (little brown bat), 12073 nucleotides long. RefSeq names its product dynein axonemal heavy chain 7 (gene DNAH7). Gene Ontology annotation, molecular function: dynein intermediate chain binding; calcium ion binding; dynein light intermediate chain binding. The record is from RefSeq and is a predicted model, not a curated record. NCBI's taxonomy places the organism in Eukaryota, Metazoa, Chordata, Mammalia, Chiroptera, Vespertilionidae. Gene Ontology annotation, biological process: microtubule-based movement. Gene Ontology annotation, cellular component: dynein complex.
AUGUUUUUCAUGCAGGAUAAAUCACCCAGCAAAGAAAAAUCCAAGAUACCACUAAGAUUUUUGCCACAGUCAUCUAUGGAGAAACCAGCCAGCAAAGAAAAAGACAAAGACAAAGGCAAGUUCCCAGCAAGGCUUCUGCCGCAGCUGGCCACGGUGAGCACGAAGCCGCAGUGGCAGGAGGCGGCCCCGUCCUUCCAUCUGAACAUCAAGCAGGAGGAGGAGAUCCCCGAGCCGUUCAGCGUGAAGAAUGAGCAGUCGUAUGCCGAAUACAUGGAACAGUUUGGAAGAAAGGGCACUCUGCUCGACCAAAUCGAUGACAGUCGCGCUGGCCCAUCCACUUCCAAAGCCAAGACCAAAUCCCCACACAAGGAACGAGAAAACUUCCGCAGCACCCUGGUGAACGUCAUCAUGCAACAGGAUGCUCUCUCAGACGUGCCUGCUCCUGACGAAAGUGCGUUUCCCAAAAUGACCACCUCUGCCAUAGAGAAAGACAUCUUGAGAUAUUACUAUUAUAUUCACCAUGGGAUUGAUACGGACCACAUAGCCCCUAUGGAAGAUGCUUGGCUAGAGAACGUAUUGAAUCUGGUCCCCCAGCAUCUGAAAGUCCUCACCGACAGCAUCCUCACGCUAUCUGAUGAAAUGAGAGAAGAUUAUCUUCUUAGUGUAAAAAAGUCUAUAGUUGAUUUUGUUUUAAAAGAUCCCAGAGAGAAAGAUGAUAAGAAGACAGAAGAACUUCCACCCCAUCGUGCUGAAAUGGAAAUUCUCCCGAAACCUUGGAGGAAAUCUUUCUUGGCCGCAAGUAGCUACAUCAGGGACCACUUGAACGCGAUGAACCCCACGAUGCUGGCGGUGCUGGACCUGUGGAACAGCACCUUCAAGAAAUUACGUUUAAUUGAUACAGAAGAAUUUCACAAUCGCCAGGAGGCGUUAGAGCUGUCAAACUUUCAGACCAUCAUCAUGAGACACCUGGAAACUGCCAAAGAGACUCUACUUAAAACGUGGUUUCCGGAAGUGCAGAACAUCUAUUACCAAGGCAAUAAAAAGAAGCAGCUGCCCACUGGCGAGAGCAGCGCCAAGCUGGAGUCCUUUUUCAACUGCGCCGCGGCGCUGAUGACCUUACAGCUGCAGGACCUCACCUUGGCCUCCAUGCAAGACUUCACAGACUUAGUCGCACAACCCCCAGAUUCUGUCAGGGCUUUUGAACAUCCAGGUUUCAUCGUGAGGCUGCUUCUUGAUAAUGACACCAUUAAGUUUGAACCUCAGUUCGAAGACUAUAUAGACAUCUUUUUAAAUAUUUAUGAUGUCAUGAUUAAAGCUGUCAGUUUUGUGCCGAGGGUUGAGACAAAAUUGUAUUCCAAGUGGGACAGUAACUCUAAGCCAACAACCUUGGCACCAGUCAUUCUGGAUGAGAUUAUUGAAGCUCACAAAGAAAAGGUUAAGGAAGUGAUCCUGAGAGAGAGCGCAGCCCCCAUCGAGCACCUCAAACUCUACAACAAGUACGACUUCUUGAUCACCAGGAAAGCCGAGAGAGAUGUGGACGCGUUCCUGGCAGAAAACCAUCAUUACGAGAAAAUAAUACAAGAAAUUCGCAAAUACCAACAACUUAUAGAGGACAUACAGUACACAACGAGAAAGACUGUUCGCUUAGGAAUGUUUGAAGUGCGCUGUGAGGAUUUAAUUAGAGCUUUGGUGAAGCGAGCAGAGGUUAUUUGUGGAAAACUUGUAGCUAAAAUGUUCAGAGAUCAUCAAGAAGUAAAUACAAGGUUAUGUGAUGAAUUUGAGAAGAUCGCCGAAAAAGCUCUCAGCACCCCUCCGAACACGGCGGAACUGAUGGAAAUGAAGGCUUAUAUUAAGAAAGUGGAGACAGUUGAUAUGAUUGAGCUGGGACGCAGACUGGUGGAUUCCAAGAACUGCCUCGCCUUCCUCAUCGAGUGCGCCACCUUCUCCCCGGCGGACAUCAGGCUCAACAACAACGUGUUCCAGUGGUACGGGCGCAUGGAGGAGAUCUUCGAGGAGCACAGGAGGAUCAUCGCGGACAAAACAGAGCAGUACCAGGACGGCCUCAAGCUGCGGUGCCAGCGGUUUGUGGAGGAGCUGGAGAGCUACGCGAAGCAGUCGGAAGAGUUUUACUCCCUGGGCGACCUGCAGGACGUGCAGCGGUACCUGAAAAAGGCCCAGACACUGAACGGGAAGCUGGACCUCGCAGCGGACAAGAUCGAGCAGUUUAACGCCGAAGAGGAGGCCUUUGGUUGGCCACCGUCGCUGUAUCCUCAACGCAAAAAAAUCCAAGACAGUCUGAACCCCUACCUUCGUCUCUAUGAAACCGCUGUCGAAUUUAGCAAUAAAUAUAGAGCGUGGACAGAAGGGCCGUAUCACAAGGUGGAUCCAGACCAAGUAGAAGUCGACGUUGGCAACUACUGGCGAGGACUCUACAAGCUGGAGAAGACCUUCAACGACUCUCCCAAUGCCCUGGCGAUGACGAAGAAAGUCAAAGCCAAGGUGGAAGAUUUCAAGCAGCACAUCCCUCUCAUUCAAGUGAUCUGCAACCCUGGGCUGCGCCCCAGGCACUGGGAGGCCAUGUCCAACAUUGUGGGUUUCCCCCUGCAGCCCGCCGACGAGUCCACCGUCUCCCCUUUCCUGGACAUGAACCUGGAGCCGUAUUUAGACAGAUUUGAAGGCAUCAGCGAAGCAGCCAGCAAGGAGUACACUCUCGAGAAGACCUUGGAGAAGAUGAUUAAAGAGUGGGACUCAAUGGAAUUUGUCCUUCUCUCUUAUAGAGAAUCCGGGACAUCCAUUUUGUCAUCAGUUGACGAAAUUCAGAUGUUGUUGGAUGACCACAUCAUUAAGACACAGACAAUGCGAGGGUCUCCUUUCAUCAAGCCCUAUGAAAAACAAAUCAGAGAAUGGGAAGCCAAGCUGCUGCUGCUGCAGGAGAUCCUGGACGAGUGGCUCAAGGUCCAAGCCACGUGGCUGUACCUGGAGCCCAUCUUCAGCUCCCCUGACAUUAUGUCCCAGAUGCCCGAGGAAGGCCGGCGGUUUACAACUGUGGAUAAAACGUGGAGAGAUAUAAUGAAAACGAUCCUGCAAGAUAAACAUGUUCUGUCCGUGGUGACUAUUGAUAGAAUGUUGGAGAGGCUGAAAAAGUCUAAUGAACUUUUGGAACUCAUCCUCAAGGGACUCAACGAGUAUCUAGAAAAGAAGCGCCUCUUCUUCCCCAGGUUCUUUUUCUUGUCUAACGAUGAACUUCUUGAGAUCCUCUCUGAGACGAAAGAUCCUACCAGGGUGCAGCCUCACCUGAAGAAAUGUUUCGAAGGGAUCGCCAGGGUGGAGUUCACGGAGACCUUAGACAUCACGCACAUGAAGAGCAGCGAGAACGAGGUGGUGGAGCUCAUCGAGACCAUUUCCACAGUGAAGGCCAGAGGCCAAGUGGAAAAGUGGUUGGUUGAGUUAGAGAGAGUGAUGAUCAGAUCCAUCCAAAAGGUCAUUAAAUCUGCCAUCAUUGCCUAUACACAAUAUGAGCGGAUUAAGUGGGUGAGGGUCUGGCCUGGACAGACGGUGCUCUGUGUGUCCCAGACCUACUGGACAACCGAAGUCCAAGCAGCUAUUUCGAAAGGGCAAGAGGCUCUUGAGGAAUACUUGGAAAAAUGUAACCGUCAAAUUGAUGAUAUUGUCACCUUGGUCCGCGGCAAACUGUCCAAGCAGAAUCGCGUGACUCUGGGGGCCCUGGUGGUGCUGGAUGUUCACGCCAGAGACGUCCUCACGUCCCUGGUUAAUAAGAAAGUCAGUGAUGAAUCUGACUUUGAAUGGUUAAGUCAGCUGAGGUACUACUGGCAGGACAAUAAUUUAGAAACAAAGAUGAUUAACGCCGGCUUGCGAUACGGGUAUGAGUACCUGGGCAACUCCCCGCGGCUGGUGAUCACUCCGCUCACUGACCGAUGUUACAGAACCCUGUUCGGAGCCCUGCACCUGCACCUCGGGGGGGCGCCCGAGGGCCCCGCGGGCACGGGGAAGACGGAAACCACCAAGGACUUGGCCAAGGCGGUGGCCAAGCAGUGUGUCGUGUUCAACUGCUCCGACGGGCUGGACUACCUGGCUUUAGGGAAAUUCUUCAAGGGACUGCUAUCUUGCGGAGCCUGGGCUUGCUUUGAUGAGUUUAACAGAAUCGAUUUGGAAGUACUUUCUGUGGUGGCUCAACAAAUCCUUACUAUCCAGAGAGGCAUUAACGCAGGGGCGGACACACUGAUAUUUGAAGGAACGGAACUAAAACUGGACCCCACGUGCGCUGUCUUUAUCACCAUGAACCCUGGGUAUGCCGGGCGCUCGGAGCUGCCAGAUAAUCUGAAGGCCCUCUUCCGGACAGUAGCCAUGAUGGUGCCCGACUAUGCCAUGAUCGCCGAAAUAGUCCUGUACUCCUGUGGGUUCGUCACGGCGCGGCCGCUGUCGGUGAAGAUCGUGGCUACUUACCGCCUGUGCUCAGAGCAGCUGUCCUCGCAGCACCACUAUGACUACGGCAUGAGGGCCGUGAAGUCGGUGCUCACCGCCGCCGGCAACCUGAAGCUGAAAUAUCCACAUGAAAAUGAAGAAAUUUUGCUGCUUAGAUCUAUUAUUGAUGUAAAUCUGCCAAAAUUUUUGUCCCAUGAUUUACCGCUCUUUGAGGGCAUCACUUCGGAUCUGUUUCCUGGGGUGAAGUUGCCAAAGCCAGAUUACAAUGACUUGCUGAUGGCCAUCAAAGACAACUGCGAGGCCAUGAACUUGCAAAUGACCGGUUUCUUUUCUGAGAAGAUCCUCCAGAUAUAUGAAAUGAUGAUUGUGCGCCACGGCUUCAUGAUUGUCGGGGAGCCGUUUGGAGGGAAGACCAGUGCCUAUCGCGUCUUAGCUGGAGCCCUAAGUGAUAUAUGUGAAAAGGGCUUAAUGGAAGAAAACAAGGUUCAAAUCACUGUCCUGAACCCCAAGUCUGUCACCAUGGGCCAGCUGUACGGGCAGUUCGACCAGGUGUCCCACGAGUGGUCCGACGGGGUCCUUGCUGUCAGUUUCAGGGCCUUCGCCUCUUCGAUGACACCAGACAGGAAGUGGCUGGUCUUCGACGGCCCGGUGGAUGCCGUGUGGAUCGAGAACAUGAACACUGUGCUGGACGACAACAAGAAGCUGUGCCUGAUGAGCGGGGAGAUUAUUCAGAUGUCACCGCAAAUGAACCUUAUUUUUGAGCCAAUGGAUUUGGAAGUUGCUUCUCCUGCCACCGUUUCCAGGUGUGGGAUGAUCUACAUGGAGCCUCACAUGUUAGGCUGGAGGCCCCUGAUGAUGUCCUGGGUGAACCUCCUGCCUGCGACGCUCAAUGCCACGCAGAAGGAGUUCCUAGUGACCUUAUUUGACAGAAUGAUCCCUGUUUCUGUCGAGUUUAUCAGAAAGCACACAAAGGAAUUAUCUCCUACUUCAGAUACAAACUUAGUCCGAUCCUUAAUGAAUCUAAUAGACUGUUUUAUGGAUGAAUUUGCCGAUGAAGUGAACGUGAGAGAGAGAAAUGAUCGCGAGGCUUACUCCUUACUUGAGGGCAUUUUUAUCUUUUCGUUGAUAUGGUCCGUCGGUGCUUCUUGUACAGAUGAUGAUCGGUUGAAAUUUAAUAAGAUUCUUCGAGAACUAAUGGAGGGUCCAAUUUCAGACGCAACUCGCAAUAGGUUUAAAAUACUGAGCAGCGUUGAACAAACGUCUUCAAAAGCACUCACCGUCCCAUUUCCUGAAAAAAAAACCAUUUAUGAUUAUCAGUUUGUCACUGAGGGAAUAGGACGAUGGGAACCAUGGAUAAAGAAAUUGGCAGACGCCCCUCCAAUUUCUAAAGAUAUGUUGUUUAAUGAAAUCAUUGUACCAACUCUGGACACGAUUCGCUACUCAGCGUUAAUGGAUUUGUUAACCACCCAUCAAAAGCCAACAAUAUUUGUAGGACCCACAGGAACUGGGAAGAGUUCUUACAUUAUUAACUUCCUUUUAACUCAAAUCAAUAAAGAAAUCUACAAGCCUCUGCUAAUUAACUUCUCAGCACAAACUACAGCAGCUCAAACUCAGAACAUCAUCAUGUCAAAGUUGGACAAAAGAAGAAAGGGAGUGUUUGGUCCUCCUCUGGGCAAGAAAAUGGUUGUCUUUGUAGAUGACGUCAACAUGCCUGCGCGGGAGGUGUACGGGGCUCAGCCGCCCAUUGAGCUGCUGAGACAGUGGUUGGAUCACUGGAAUUGGUACGACCUAAAAGACUGCUCGAUGAUUAAGCUAGUGGACGUUCAGAUCAUGUGUGCGAUGGGACCUCCAGGUGGUGGGCGAAAUCCGGUGACGCCUCGAUUCAUGCGGCAUUUCAAUGUUAUAACGAUCAAUGAGUUUAGUGACAAAUCCAUGUAUACAAUCUUCUCUAGAAUCUUGAACUGGCAUUUAAAAACCUGUUAUAAAUUUCCAGAGGAUUUUCUAACUUUGACCGCCCAGAUUGUCAACGGUACGAUGAUUCUGUACAAAGAGGCAAUGAAGAACCUCUUGCCUACCCCGGCCAAGUCGCACUACCUGUUCAACCUGCGGGACUUCUCCCGUGUCAUUCAGGGCAUUUGUUUGUCCAGACCGGAAACCACGGCAACCAAAGAGGCCAUUAAGCGUCUUUGGGUUCACGAGGUCCUUAGGGUGUAUUAUGAUCGCCUCCUGGAUAAUGCAGACCGACAUUGGCUUAUCGAGUACAUUCAAGAAAUUUUGACAAGUCAUAUGUAUGAAAAUUUUCAUGAGCUUUUUCAACAUCUGGAUUUCAAUGGUGAUGGAAUAGUGGAAGAAGAUGACUUACGCAGCUUAAUGUUUUGUGAUUUCCAUGAUCCCAAGAAGGAGGACACCAACUACAGAGAGGUUGAAAAUGUGGACAAUCUCCGGAUGAUCGUGGAAACCCACCUUGAGGAAUAUAACAACAUGAGCAAGAAGACCAUGAGCCUUGUCUUGUUCCGAUUUGCCAUCGAGCACAUCAGCCGCAUCUCCAGGAUCCUGAAGCAGCCUCGGAGCCAUGCUCUUCUGGUUGGCGUGGGAGGCAGCGGGAGGCAGUCUGUCACCAGGUUAGCUACCCACAUGGCUGAUUAUUCCAUCUUCCAGGUCGAAAUCACGAAGGGCUACGGUAACACCGAGUGGCACGAGGAUCUAAAAGUGAUCUUGAGGAAAUGCGCUGAGGGCGAGAUGCAGGGGGUCUUCCUGUUUACAGACACUCAGAUUAAAAGGGAGUCGUUUCUAGAAGAUGUCAACAACCUGCUCAAUGCGGGGGAAGUGCCGAAUCUCUUUCCAUUAGACGAGAAGCAAGAGAUAUGCGAAAAGAUGCGCCAGCUCGAUCGCCAACGGGAUAAAACCAAACAGACCGAUGGAAGCCCCAUCGCUCUGUUCAACAUGUUCAUCGAUCGCUGCCGCAACCAGCUGCACGUCGUCCUGGCCAUGAGCCCCAUUGGGGAUGCCUUUCGGAUUCGUCUGAGAAAGUUCCCGGCUCUUGUUAACUGCUGUACCAUUGACUGGUUUCAGUCGUGGCCUGAGGAUGCACUCCAGGCAGUGGCCUCACGCUUUUUGGAAGAAAUUGAGAUGUCAGAGGAGAUACGGGACGGCUGCAUCGACAUGUGUAAAAGCUUCCACACGUCCACUAUAGAGUUGUCCACAUCCUUCCAUGUCGAGCUUCAAAGAUACAAUUAUGUGACUCCAACCUCUUAUCUGGAAUUAAUCUCCACCUUCAAACUGUUGUUGGAAAAUAAAAGAAGCGAAGUGAUGAAGAUGAAGAAGAGGUACGAGGUGGGUCUGGAGAAACUGGAUUCCGCGGCAUCGCAAGUCGCCUCCAUGCAGCUGGAGCUGGAGGCGCUCCACCCUCAGCUAAAGGUUGCCAGCAAAGCGGUGGACGAAAUGAUGCUGAUGAUCGAGAGGGAAUCGUUCGAAGUGGCCAAAACGGAAAAAAUAGUGAAAGCUGAUGAGAUCGUGGCAAACGAGCAGGCUAUGGCCGCCAAAGCCAUCAAAGACGAAUGUGACGCCGACCUGGCGGGGGCCUUGCCCAUCCUCGAGUCGGCGCUCGCGGCCCUGGACACCCUGACCGCGCAGGACAUUACAGUGGUCAAGUCCAUGAAGAGUCCGCCUGCUGGGGUCAAGCUCGUUAUGGAGGCCAUCUGCAUCCUGAAAGGCAUCAAAUCCGACAAGAUCCCCGACCCCACGGGUUCUGGGAAGAAGAUAGAGGAUUUCUGGGGUCCAGCUAAGAGACUCCUCGGUGACAUUCGAUUCCUACAGUCCCUUCAUGAAUAUGACAAAGACAACAUUCCUCCGGCCUACAUGAACAUCAUCAGGAAAAAUUACAUUCCAAAUCCGGACUUUGUCCCAGAAAAGAUCAGAAAUGCAUCCACGGCGGCCGAGGGCCUGUGCAAGUGGGUCAUCGCCAUGGAUUCGUACGACAAAGUGGCAAAAAUAGUCGCUCCCAAAAAGAUCAAGCUGGCUGCAGCGGAGGGGGAGCUCAAAGUCGCCAUGGACGGCCUCCGGAAGAAGCAGGCCGCCCUGCACGAGGUGCAGGACAAGCUGGCCAAGCUGCAGGACAAGCUGGAGCAGAACAAAGAAAAGAAGGCUGACCUGGAGAACCAGGUUGACUUGUGCAGCAAGAAGCUGGAACGCGCUGAGCAGCUGAUUGGCGGCCUCGGGGGCGAGAAAACCCGCUGGAGCCAAUCGGCCCUGGAGCUGGGGCUGCUGUACAUCAACCUGACGGGCGACAUCCUCAUCUCCUCGGGGGUCGUGGCCUACCUGGGCGCCUUCACCUCCAACUACCGCCAGAACCAAGUGAAGGAGUGGACAGACCUGUGCAAGGGCAGGGGCAUCCCCUGUUCCGAAGACUUCUCCCUGAUGGGCAUCCUGGGAGAAGCCGUGACCAUCCGGACCUGGAAUAUCGCUGGGCUACCUUCUGACUCGUUUUCCAUUGACAACGGAAUCAUCACCAUGAAUGCGAGAAGGUGGCCUCUGAUGAUAGACCCUCAAGGUCAGGCUAAUAAAUGGAUCAAGAACAUGGAAAAGACCAACAGUCUGCAGCUGAUUAAAUUUAGUGAGCCCGACUACGUCCGGACCCUGGAGAACUGCAUCCAGUUUGGUACCCCUGUGCUGCUGGAGAACGUGGGCGAGGAGCUGGACCCCAUCCUGGAGCCGCUGCUGCUGAAGCAGACCUUCAAGCAGGGCGGCAGCACGUGCAUCCGCCUGGGCGACUCCACCAUCGAGUACGCGCCCGACUUCCGCUUCUACAUCACCACGAAACUGCGCAACCCGCACUACCUGCCCGAGACCUCGGUGAAGGUGACAUUAUUAAACUUCAUGAUAACGUCAGAGGGAAUGCAGGACCAGCUGUUGGGAAUUGUGGUGGCGCGAGAAAGGCCGGACCUUGAGGAGGAAAAACAAGCCCUGAUACUGCAAGGAGCCGAAAACAAAAGGCAGUUAAAAGAAAUAGAAGACAAGAUCUUGGAAGUUCUUUCGUCUUCGGAAGGCAAUAUCUUAGAAGACGAAACUGCGAUUAAGAUACUGUCUUCCUCCAAGGCGUUGGCCAAUGAGAUCUCACAGAAGCAGGAGGUGGCCGAGGAGACCGAGCGGCAGAUCGACACCACCCGCAUGGGCUACCGGCCCAUCGCCGUCCACUCCACCAUCCUGUUCUUCUCCAUCGCCGACCUCGCGAGCAUUGAGCCCAUGUAUCAGUACUCGCUGACCUGGUUUAUUAACCUUUUCAUCCUGUCUAUUGAAAACUCAGAGAAUUCAGACAUUUUAACAAAAAGGCUGCAGAUUCUCAGGGACCACUUCACGUACUCGCUCUACGUGAACGUGUGCCGGUCGCUCUUUGAGAAGGACAAGCUGCUCUUCUCCUUCUGCCUCACCGUGAACCUGCAGAUCCACGAGCACGCGAUUAAUAAAGUUGAGUGGAGAUUUCUGCUCACGGGCGGCAUCGGCCUGGAUAACCCUUACACCAACCCUUGUACGUGGCUUCCUCAGAAGUCCUGGGAUGAGAUCUGUCGCCUGGAUGAGUUGCCCUCCUUUAAAGCCAUCCGGAAGGAGUUCAUGCACCUAAAGGAAGGGUGGAAAAGAGUCUAUGAUAGCUUGGAGCCACAUCACGAGGCUUUUCCUGAAGCUUGGGAAGACAAAAUGAAUGAUUUUCAGAGGAUGCUCAUCGUUCGUUGCCUGAGGCCAGACAAGGGGUACGGGGGAGCGAAACUUAGCUCUUUGUCUCUGGGUCAAGGCCAAGGGCCCAUCGCUAUGAAGAUGUUAGAAAAAGCUGUGAAGGAAGGAACGUGGGUGGUUCUGCAGAACUGCCACCUGGCCACCUCUUGGAUGCCGACCCUUGAGAAAGUGUGCGAGGAGUUAAGCCCAGAGUCCACACACCCAGACUUCCGAAUGUGGCUGACCAGUUACCCGUCUCCCAACUUCCCCGUGGCCGUGCUGCAGAACGGAGUGAAAAUGACCAACGAGGCCCCGAAAGGGCUCCGGGCGAACAUCAUCCGCUCCUACCUCAUGGACCCCAUCUCGGACCCCGAGUUCUUUGGCAGCUGCAAGAAGCCCGCGGAAUUCAAGAAGCUGCUGUAUGGCCUCUGCUUCUUCCACGCGUUGGUACAAGAGCGACGGAAAUUCGGGCCCCUGGGCUGGAACAUUCCUUACGAGUUCAACGAGACUGACCUGCGGAUCAGCGUCCAGCAGCUGCACAUGUUCCUGAACCAGUACGAGGAGCUGCCCUACGACGCCCUGCGGUACAUGACGGGCGAGUGCAACUACGGCGGCAGGGUGACGGACGACUGGGACCGCCGCACGCUGCGCAGCAUCCUCAACAAGUUCUUCUGCGCCCAGCUGGUGGAGGACCCGGGCUACAAGUUUGACUCGAGCGGCAUCUACUUUGCGCCCCCUCCUGGUGAGCACAAGAGCUACAUCGAAUACACGCAGACCCUGCCGCUGACCCCGGCCCCGGAGAUCUUCGGGAUGAACGCCAACGCAGAUAUCACCAAAGACCAGUCAGAAACGCAGCUGCUCUUCGAUAACAUUCUCCUCACCCAGUCUCGUUCCGCAGAAGCUGGCGCCAAAUCCUCCGAGGAGGUGGUGAAUGAGGUCGCGGGCGACAUUUUGGGGAAACUGCCCAACAACUUUGACCUGGAGGCUGCGAUGAGGAGGUACCCAACCACCUACACUCAGAGUAUGAACACUGUGCUCGUGCAGGAGAUGGGCCGCUUCAACAAGCUGCUGCAGACCAUCCGGGAGUCGUGCAUUAACAUCCAGAAGGCCAUCAAGGGGCUGUUGGUGAUGUCUACAGACCUCGAAGAGGUGGUCAGCAGCAUCCUGAACGUCAAGAUCCCAGGGAUGUGGAUGGCCAAGUCCUACCCGAGCCUCAAGCCCCUCGGCAGCUACGUGAACGACUUCCUCACCAGACUGAGGUUCCUGCAGCAAUGGUACGAGGUGGGCCCGCCUCCGUCCUUCUGGCUCUCCGGCUUCUUCUUCACACAAGCCUUCCUGACCGGCGCCCAGCAGAACUUCGCCCGGAAGUACACCAUCCCCAUCGACCUCCUCGGGUUUGACUACGAAGUGCUGGAGGACAAAGACUACAAGGUCCCUCCGGAAGACGGUGUCUUAAUUUAUGGAUUAUUUUUGGAUGGAGCUUCCUGGAAUAGAAAGAUAAAGAAACUUGCAGAAUCACAUCCCAAAAUUCUUUAUGAUAUAGUGCCUGUGAUGUGGCUGAAGCCCUGUCGGAGGACAGAAAUCCCCAAACGACCAAGCUACGUGGCGCCGCUGUACAAGACCAGCGAGCGGAGGGGGACGCUGUCCACCACGGGCCAUUCCACGAACUUCGUCAUCGCCAUGACGCUGCCCUCCGACCACCCGAAGGAGCACUGGAUCGGGCGGGGCGUGGCCCUGCUGUGCCAGCUCAAUGCCUAGCUGGAGGACGCCCGUCCCUGCUCCUCUCCCUACAUGAUCCAGUAGAAAUAUAGUUUCCUUUUUAAACAAUCUAGUUAGUGUCAAUCUGUCUAAAGUUACACUUCAUUAUAAACUUGUUAAUGUGCAAAUGCAGACUUUGUUUAUGAUGAUUCAUCUUGGGCGUAAA